This is a messenger RNA of Haliotis rubra (blacklip abalone), 929 nucleotides long. RefSeq names its product serine/arginine-rich splicing factor 10-like. The record is from RefSeq and is a predicted model, not a curated record. Bases 76 to 648 code for a protein of 190 amino acids. The transcript is spliced from 7 exons. Lineage: Eukaryota; Metazoa; Mollusca; Gastropoda; Lepetellida; Haliotidae. Gene Ontology annotation, molecular function: RNA binding.
UUCCGUCCAGGAGCACAUGCGCACUAGCUCAUUGUUCGAUCUUCUCGUGCUUGGAACACAAGGCAGGAGCAGAAAAUGUCACGCUACUCAAGACCGCCGAAUACUUCUCUUUACGUGAGAAAUGUGUCCGAUGGAACUAGACAAGAUGAGUUGCGAAGUUUGUUUGGCAAAUAUGGACCCAUAAGUGAUGUUUAUGUCCCUGUGGAUUAUCACACAAGAAGAGCCCGAGGAUUUGCGUACAUACAAUUUGAGGAUCCCAGAGAUGCUGAUGAUGCAUUGUACCAUCUGGACAGAACACGCUUCUAUGGCAGAGAGCUGGAGAUCGAGUUUGCUAGAGGUGAUAGAAAAACUGCUGGACAGAUGAGAAGCAAAGAAAGAACACGCCGUUCACCAUUUGGAGGUCAUGGGUAUGAUGAUCAUGACCGUGGAGAUCGUGGUGGGCGUCGCCGCAGGUCCAGAUCAAGGAGUCCUAGGAGAUCUCGAACAAGAUCCCCAAGGCGAAGGAGGUCCUACAGCAGGUCAAGGAGCAGGUCUUAUGACAGAAAAAGAAGCAUGUCCCCCAAACGACGAUCCCGAUCCUUCAGUCGUUCUCCAUCAAGGGGAAAGUCGCCUGGUGGUCGCAGUCGAAGCAGAUCUGGGGAGAAGUGAUCCUUUUGUCCUAGAUCCAAGUAUUACAUCUGAUAAUCAUGUGAAGAGUGAGCUCGAACAUGUCAGCAGCAUCUUGUGGCAAUGUUGUCUCAUUUCAUCUGUACAUAUCUCAGUGUCUGAUCAUGUGUGCAUCUCGCUGUAUCACACCAUAGCUGUUGAACUGAACAAGGAGACUGACACCCCAAGCGGUUUUCUACUUGAACAAUGCAAGCAGUACACAACUGUUGCCAUUUUAUGUUCUUAAAAGUAUUUUAUCCUGUAAUAAAUGAUAAUGUUGCUAG